Anisakis simplex (herring worm) is the source of this 222-nucleotide messenger RNA. NCBI's taxonomy places the organism in Eukaryota, Metazoa, Nematoda, Chromadorea, Rhabditida, Anisakidae. The record is from the annotation of a GenBank genome assembly.
AUGUUAACGUCGAAUCGACGCGGACGUAUGGAGGAGAGUGUUUGCAGUGCGCGUGACGGUGAUCUGGUGAAUAUAUCGAUAUCGCGCAUUGUGGCCGAUUUCUUCAUUAUGUUGUGUUGCGGUGAGUGGCGGGUCUCGAACGGAAAAUUCUAUUUUUUUCAUUUUUCAUUUUUUCAUUUUCGGUUUUUUCGGAAUUUUUUCAAAAUUUUCAUUGAAAUGUAA